This is a messenger RNA of Saccostrea echinata, 7468 nucleotides long. Its product is annotated as general transcription factor 3C polypeptide 1-like. Gene Ontology annotation, molecular function: DNA binding. The transcript is spliced from 42 exons. The record is from RefSeq and is a predicted model, not a curated record. The coding region runs from base 29 to 6988 and encodes 2319 amino acids. Lineage: Eukaryota; Metazoa; Mollusca; Bivalvia; Ostreida; Ostreidae. Gene Ontology annotation, biological process: transcription initiation at RNA polymerase III promoter; 5S class rRNA transcription by RNA polymerase III. Gene Ontology annotation, cellular component: transcription factor TFIIIC complex.
UCUCCUGGAGUAGGGUUUAGAACUAAAUAUGGACACAGAUUACAGAGCCAUUCUCACUGAGGAGGUUGCGUUGGAGGGACUAGAUGGUAUUACUCUGCAAGCAUUAUGGGUAAGACUGGAAAACCGGGUUAACUUCAGAAUGAGGCUGGAUGAGAAAAGUAAGGAAUUCCUUUGGUGCUUUCUUCUCUCUAUCCCUGAUCUGGAAUUUUACCGACUAGAAACUCCUCGUGGAAUCCUCAACGCGAAGCAGCCUAUCGUUAUGGACCCUGAAUCAGGAGUUACGGUGGAUUUCGAUGUGGGAGAAGACUUGUAUCCAAUCCAAAUCAUAAAGACUGAAGGCUCUGUGAUUGGUUCCUGUUCUACGUAUCAUAGUAGACAGUGUGUUACCAUGGAAAUAAAACCAGAUGAUGAUUCUCAGCAGAGACCAACAGUGAAAGAAGUGGAAGAAAGAUAUGGUAACAGUCUAGUGAUUGUGGCCUCUCAGGAACAGAGGUUCACUGCUUUGUGUGGUGAAGAACUGGACCCCAGCAGUCUAUAUAACUUAGCAGACAUCAGCUUCUGUUUACUAGAGAGGAUAGGCAGGUCACGGAGGGCAGGGGAAUUGUCUAUUGGUGAAUCCAGUAUGCAGGUCUUUAACCUCCAGCCCAAGUCCAUGUUUUACCACACGCUGCGACUCAUCAAACUAGGGAUACUGAAAAAACAGAGCAUUACAGUGUACAACAAAAAAGGACAGAACUCAUUACGACGUUUAUUUCACCUGACCAGAUUCUACCAGCAAUACCAGUCCAAGUACACCAUCCUGUCCAAUCUAGUGGUCAAUUAUCUGAAUGAUCAACCAAUGAGACGACAGGAAAUCCCAAAAACUAGACUGGACUGUGGUAUAGACCAGAAAAGUUUUAAGAAGCUCUACCAAAGCUAUAAUAAGAGAUUCCGUGUGUUUGCUGUUCCAUAUAAUGAAAUGUAUCAAGAGAGUCCUGAAAGUAGCUGGUACACAAAAAAUGGGGAUAUGAAGAUGGUUCGGUUGAUUGAGGUGAUAGAUGAAGAGAGCGAUGAAGAUGAAGACGAGGAUGGGAAGAUAGAGGAACUCUCUAAAGAUGAGACCUAUUUCCCACAAGUCUAUGAGAAAUCAAUCCUGCGACAAGCAAUGGAUUGUAUGGAGGCAGCGGGAGCCGAGGGCGUAUCACAGGGUCAGAUGAUGAAGAGGCUGUGUAUGGACAGUCUAGAGACGCGGAUGAUCUUACGUACCUUAGAACGGCGCAGAGUCGUCACCUCACUGAUGACAGAGGCAGGAAAACAGAAGAAAAAAGUAAUGGUGUCCAAGUCUUUUGUUGAUGGAAACAAAUUGAUAAAUCAGAUUAAUCAUGAAAAAGAGAAACUCAAACAGUCUCUACAGGACAUCAAGAAGCAAGUGAAAGAAGCUCCACAGACACCUGAAGAAGAAAAUAAAACUGAAAUGGAAGAUGAUGCUGCUGAAAAGGAAAAAGUAAAAUCACCCAAGAAAAGUGCAAAAGAGAGAAAAAUUGAAGAUGAAGUUCAGGGCUUAGUUCAUAACAUGAACACCACCAACAAGCACUUCAGAACGGAGGUCAAAGCCACUUGUCGACAAAUGAAACGAAUAAAUUACAUCUUGGACUUUAUCAGAGAGAAUAAAAUCAUAGAUGGUACUUUUCCUAUUGUCAAGAUGAUUCGAGAAAAAGAGCAAAGUGAGAACUUUGAAUACGUUGUUGACAAGAAGACAGUGGUUCGUCUUCUGUCUGUCCUGGCCAAGGAACAAAAGAUCAACAUUGUCAAUACAGUGCUUGUGGAUGGAAAUAAGGAAAAAAAGAUGCAAAUGAUGAUGAGUAAGGAGGUAGAACCGACGGAUCAACUGGUGACAUCCCUUAUUGACCAGGCUAACAUGAAGUUCCAGGCCAUCAACAAGGAACAGAUCGCCAAGAAAAAUCCAAAAUCCAGGGACUUCUCAAAAAUACCAGAGACUGCAAAAGAAGGUAUUUUCCAAAUUAUGUCACAUCGCAGUAAGCUGAAAGCCCAAGAUAUGAUAUAUGAUGUGGCCUAUUCGAAGCAUUAUGAUUUCCGCCCAAAGUUUUCUCGAGCUCAGAUUCUUCAUAAUUUGUUGUGGUACAUGGUGUAUGGCUGUCAAGAGACUACAUCUUGUCCUCCUGAUCUUGUGAAUGAUCCUGGAACUACCUCUAAUCAGGCAGAUAUCAGCACUCAGGACAAUAGUGAAGAAGAAGGAGAUGAAGGCAUUGUGACACUGAUAAAUAAAAUUCCUAAACCGCCUGUGUACAAAGAUGAGAUGUCAUGGAAACGUUUCCUCUCCCCGCUACCUAAGCACAAAGGUUAUGGAGAAGGAUGGUUUCUGGCCAGUGAUAUCUUACUGAAAAUACCGCUGGUGAUAUUCUGUAACAUUCUCUAUAUACCAUACAGGAUUCGGGGGCUGAAGGAGCUUCUUGAUGAUCCGGAGAAAUGUUUUUACCCUGUUAUCAGUCUGCCCACCCCGAUUACCCAGCAGCUCCUGUAUGCCCGCAAAUACAUCUUCUCUUUCUACAGUAACUGUGUCAACCUCUGUAACAUGGGACUGGUUACCAUGGGGCCUCAGAUACUCAAGGAAAAAGACAAGAUCUUUAUCUACCUCCACAAGAGGGUAAGCUUGUUAGACACUAAAGGCUCUGAGCCUGGUUUCUGUAAAGUCAGGCUGAAGGAGAGGCCGGUGUCCUUAGAUUACUGGCUAGUGAACCAAGCUAUGGUGGACCAGUACUGGGUGGACCUCAAGCAUAUUUCCCUAAAUAGCAACCUGGCUCACAAAGACAAACGAGAAGAAGAGGAGGAGCCUGACAGUAGGCUCAUAGCUCUGCCAGACGCACGUUCUGUAAAAUCAGUAGACGACAUAAAGGAAGAUGGAUUUGUUCCGGGGGAUCGACUGGGUGCAGCAGGCCUGGAUUCCAACACAUUUCCACAUUUAUUCAGAAACUGGAGUGGUGUAUAUGGUCGGGCUACUAAGUCCAUAAAGAGAGAAAAGAAGCCAGAACCAUAUAUUGAAAAGAGGAAUAAUUAUGUCGAUCUUCAGAAAGUGAGGAAUACCAAAUUAUCCAUGAUACUGCCCAGACCCAAAGCUCGAGUAUCGCUGAAAACUAGAGAAAAAUCACCAGAAAUAAUCCGUGUGACCUUGACCAAGCAGGUCAAAGGAAACAAGGGAGGAAAGGGAAUUAAGCGUAAAUCUACAGAAAUUAGAAGCAGCAUUCCAGCAAAGAAAGCAAGAUCUUUACUGCAGAAAGUCAGGAAGAAGAUUGUGAAGCCCAGGAAGCGGAAGUUUUUAUAUGACGAUGUUGACGAGGAAGCCUACAACAAGAAAUUGUCACAGAGAGUAUCGUGGUCCUCGUACGAAGACAGCCUGUUGUUGACCAGUAAAAUUGCGACAAUGGUGAUGGACAGGAAAAGGCGGGGCGUGUUGAUUCCAUGGAGCUGCAUACGAGAUAUUCUAUAUGAGUAUGCACCAAAGGAAUCUGAGGAUAAGACAUCUUGUGCCUGUCAGAGGAGGGUCACACACUCACUGAAGAACCCCACCACAAAACAAAACCUCAUGACCUACUUGUCAGAGGCCAUGCAGGAUCCAUUUGUAAAGAAGUUCUCAGAGAAACAAUAUCUGCAGGCAUCAGAGCACGCUAUAAAGGAAUUCCAUGAUCUAGCCAGCUACCUCAUCAAGAAGUUUUCAAAUGUGAAGCUGAAUAAAACAUAUAUGCCUGACUCACUGUCGCAGGUGAAUGAUUAUGACAUUACCUGUGUUACACAGUAUACAAUGAGAAAAAUUCCUAUCUUAGAAGAACCAGACAGCAGGGCCAAAAUUCUGGAGUAUAUCCUUAAGGAUAUUAUACAUAGUUUUGUGUCAAGUGCUGGAGACAAACAGGGACGGAGUCACCAGAUGUUUAGACUUCUCAAUCAGUACCCAGACGCUAUCUUGGAUGUUGCCUUACAGAAACUUAGGACAGAUGGUGUCAUUGUCAAAAAUAAGAGGAGGGAAAACCCCAAAGUAAUGGAAACCGGAAUAAAGAACAUCAAGUUAUCACAAAGAUAUUCCUUCCGAUUUCAUUCUCGUUAUCCCACGUCCUUGUUUACCAACUGUUUUGCAACCAUCAAGGAACUCAUGAGGUCAGAUGAGGGCAAGUUCAACACCAUAGAGGUCAAGGACAAAGUCAAUGGAGGAUUGUGUGCAACCAUUAUAGAACUUAUUCUUAAUAGGCGGCUCACCAUUGAUAUGGAGAUACCAUCUGAUAUAGUAAUAUUGGACCCACAAUUCAAAGAAGGUCGAGGCUAUAACCAACAAAUGUCAGCAAUGGCCAAGAGACCUCGACUACAGGAAGUUCUGGACUCGGAUGAUGAGGAUUACCCUCUUGACCUGGAUCAGAAAGAAGCUCGACCUAGUGUCUUAGGGCUGGAGUCACCAUGGGAACUAGUGAGGCAAUUUGAUGGUCCAGCUUUUGUUUAUGAUGAAGAUGGAAAAACCAUAAAGGAAUAUUCUGUUGGAAGCCAAAGUACCAUUCGGUUUCAGAAAGAUGACAAUCUGGAAGAAAGCAAGAAAGGGAAAGAAAAGUCUAAGGUGAACAUUCUGUGUGCCUCCCGAGCUCUGGUUACAAUGAGGAGGUCUCGAGCGGAACAGGAUCAAGAUUUCAAAUAUUAUGUAGUGCAGGAUAACUUCCUGAUUCAAGCUUGCGGGAUUAAGCUGGGAGUUUGUGAAGAGGAUGAGGAUCCAGCACAGACAAGGGGGAAAAUGACAAUGCUGGAUAUUCCCUAUAACAGGGAAAAGACCAGGGAAAUUAUUAAACAAGUGCAGAGUUUUAUUCCUUUUGAGUUGGACAUGGAGGAGGUUUGGUCUACAGUAGAACCUGAGUUAAUAGAUUCAGUCAAGUCUGUGUACAGUCUGAUCCACUCCGCUGGUGAAUUGGGAAUCUGUCACUUUUAUCUCAAGAAUGUUGUCAACAAUUGGGAAUUAUUCAGGUUAGCAGUAGGGCACUUGUUGGGCAAAAAAGCGGUUCUACGUGUAGGAAUAACCAGUAUAAAGUAUGUCUCCCUGCCCAAUUGUCGACCCUGGAUUAUUCACAACUAUAGAGACACCAGAGGGCGCGGACACCACAGGGAGGUUGUGGCCGACGCGAAGGAAGACAAGCUGUUUAUAAGUAAAGAAAUCGUGGAUCAUACCCAGGAUGGCAGUGCUGGGACACUGGAGAGGUCUACAAAAACAAAGGCGGAGCAGCCAUCCGAAAAAUCUACACACAGUUCAUCUGAUAACCAAAGGUUCGUGGAGGAAAACUCUUCCACCAUUCGUGUGGACACGAAGGCUACAAAUACAGAUUUAACUAAAACCUCAGACGAUGACAAAGUAAGACAAAAUGUCUGUGAAAAUGAGUCAGCCGUGGCACAAUUGACUACCAACAAGGUCUCGUCAGUUACUACCCAAACCGAACUUAACAAUAGUCAACAGGAUACUGAGUCAGAGACGGCGGUGAAUGGUGGGCAGGAAGUAGACACUUUGAGCGGCAAAAAAGGAAAGGAGCUGAUCACCACCAGAAUAGGCCCAAACACAAGGUCAAGGUCACCCAAAAAGAAGUUGGUGGACGAUAAUGAUUCUAUUCCUGUUGGACCCAAAGCAUUCAGUACGUAUGAGAAGAUCCGCCUUCAUAUUAUGCCGUGGAAGAAACCAGAGGGUUACCUUAACAAACCAGUCUUCUCCUUAAUGCUUCAGGCAGUGCUGCUUUAUAUAGUGUCUAACCCUGGAAUCUCCUUCACAAACAUAUGUGGACGGUACCUACCCUACCUCCUGCCUUGUCAUCUGAGGGAAUUAUUGGAGAUACUGGGUGAGAUAGGAUGCUUGUCAAAGACCAUUUUGACCAGAGAACCUGCCCUGUCCGUAUUUUCUACUUAUCAGGCGCCAAUACAAGUGUCAGAGUCGGAGCAGUCAUUAGAAGACUGUGUCUGUUACGAGGCGACUAUUAGCGCCAUCCCAUUACUGGCUCAGUUCCUAGAGGAGGUCCAAAACACCGACUCCGUACAGCUGCACCGAGCCAGGAAAUGGACGCAGUCUGACACAGGUACUGUGUCUGCUGAGGGAGAAGAUCAGAAAAGAGAAGCUCAUCAACAAGCGGCACAUGAUACUGUGACAGGUCAGGAAAAUAGUUCCAAACCCACAGCUACUUAUCCAGGAAACGUUUCAAAAGUCUCUGCUGCUGUAGAAACCAGUCAGGACUCUGUGCCUGAUCAACAAACUAUCCAAUCUGUUUCAGAAGUCUCUGCUGUAGAAACCAGUCAGGACUCUGAGCAUGAUCAACAGACUAUCCAGUCUGUUUCAGAAUUCCCUGCUGUAGAAACCAGUCAGGACUCUACGUCUGAUCAAGAAACUGUCAAAACUGUUUCAGAAGUCUCUGCUUCUGUAGAAACCAGUCAGGACUCUACAUCUGAUUGGCAAAUUAUACAAACUGUCCGGUCAUUUCUAGAAGAAGGGGGAAAUGGCGCAAUAGGUCUUAGUGGAAGAGAGGAUAUGAAGACAGAAGACAAUGAAUUUGACAUGAGUUCACAGGAGGGUAUGGAUAUAGACCCAGCACCAGAAACUUCACCUAUUGACCCAGCACUAGAAACCUCACAUCUUGACCCAGCAUCAGAGACCUCACAUAUUGACCCAGCAUCAGAGACCUCACAUAUUGACCCAGCACCAGAGACUUCACAUAUUGACCCAGCACCAGAGACUUCACAUAUUGACCCAGCACCAGAGACUUCACAAAUUGACCCAGCACCAGAGACCUCACAUAUUGACCCAGCACCAGAGACCUCACAUAUUGACCCAGCAUCAGAGACCUCACAUAUUGACCCAGCACCAGAGAGUUCACAAAUUGACCCAGCACCAGAGACUUCACAAACUGAACCAGCACCAGAAACUUCGCGUAUUGACCAAGCUCCAGAGACUUCACAGUUUGAAUGUUAUUCAAUAGACGCAACAUGAGGAAGAGCGGAAGUGAUUAGUGAAUCUAGUCUGACAUCUGAAAAGAUAUCAAUCUAUGAGGGAUUCCUCUCAGCAGUUUCUGGAGGAUAAGCCUUUUACUUUUUAACUAUUAGGAUUCAUUUUGAAAAGAGUGGUUGUUAAUAAUGACUUAAAUAUAAAAGCCAUGCUAAGAAAGAUAGUAUUCAGUGGUGUUUCUUUUAAUUUAUUAAUAAUUAUUUGACUCUUAAAUUAGCUUGCGAAGGAAGAGACAGAAUGGACACUGGAACAUAAUUAUGUAUCUGCCUGUUAAAAGUGCCACACUGUUGAAGCACCUAAUAUUGUGCUGUUUUAAUUUUUUUUAUAACAAUCAUGUGUUCUAUUUGAAGUGUUUGGAGAAUGUAGGAUUUUUAGGAUGAUGAGGCCGAUAUACUAGUAUUUAUUUUUUCUAUAUAUCACUUGUUGUAUAGCAAAGUCGCAAUAAAAUACAUGAACAUAUCUAUA